Molecule: messenger RNA, 5934 nt
Organism: Dicentrarchus labrax (European seabass)
Lineage: Eukaryota; Metazoa; Chordata; Actinopteri; Moronidae
Gene: podxl2
Product: podocalyxin-like 2
Exons: 14
Coding region: 286-2445 (719 amino acids)
Source: RefSeq, a predicted model, not a curated record
CAGGCAGCUGCAGGGGGUUUAUUCCCAACGUCGGUGGUGCAGCAGAGCAGAUCCUGAUCUGACCACAGCUCAGUCCGCACACACCGCCUGUCUGUCUCUCUUUCUCUCUCUCUCUCUCUGCCUGUCUGUCUGUCUGUCUCCCUCUGCACCGCAGACAGCUGAGCCCGCACACAGACAGAGACAGCCCGCCAUGAGCACGGCGCUCCUCCUGACGGCCUCCAGUCACAUCCAGAGCGCAUCAUCUGCAGCUGAAAUCUGCGGUCUGUCCUCUCGGAGGAGGGAGGGAUGCUGAGCACUGCAGCAGACAUGCCGGGCCCGCUCCACCUCGCGCUGAUCGCUCUUCUGGCCAGCUGUGAUGCCUUCAGACUGGGUUCAUCCCAGCGGGUCAUACCCCUCGGUCCUCCGGUGGCCCGUCUGUUCCAGGGUGAGGCCCCAGCGCAGCCACACUUCAUCCAGGAAUUAAUCAGAACCAAACGCCACUCAGUCCAAGAGUUAGUGCGAGCCCAACCUCAUUUGGUUCAUGACAUGGGCUGGCCAGAGAUACACGAAACAUCCCGUUCCCAGGCCAAGAUGGACUCUGCCAACUCCUCUCAGUUAAACCCACCGUCGUCCGUCAGCCAGGAUAUAGCCAGGCCCCGCGCUGCUGUGCAUGAAAACCUAGAUGUGGAAGACGAGAUGGAGCGUAUGGUUCAUCUAGCGGUUCCCCAGGAUGCAGACUCCACUGACCCAGAGAAGGAGCUCCUCGGUGGGCCAGGAGCUGGCGACGCCUCCCUGGAGGCCUCUGGCUUCUAUGGAACGGACAUGGAGGACAGAGAGAGAGGAGAGGAGGGAGGAGAGGACCGAGAGAGAAGAGGAGGAGAGGACGAGUGGGAGAGAGACACAGGGGAGGAUAGAGAGAGGGAGAGAGGAGGAGGAGGAACAGACGAUCAAGAUGUCCAUGUACUGGAUGCAUUAGAGGCUAACCACACAACCCCAGAUCUGGACGCUCUGAUUGGCUACAGUCCAUCUUUCCACCCCUCCAGCUCAGAGCAGCCCAGUAACUCCUCCCCAGCUGACGUGCACGAGUCUGGGCUUGAGGAGCAUCGUUCAUCACCGGUCCUGGAGGUGGGUCCUCUGGAGAGAGAGCUGUGGGAGGCAGAGGGGGAGGAAGAUAGUCAUGCCAGUGGCUACGGAGUCCUUCACUCCUCAGUCACUACAACCAGUACUACAUCUGCUGCUGCUUCAACCUCGACUGCUGCAGGUGGAGACGCUGUAGGAACCUCCACCCCUGAGACUGACACAGGCACAGACUUUGGGCUGCUGGGAAGUUAUACAAAAGAUGAGAUAGAGGAUGAAGAGACAGAGAGGGAGGAGGAAGAGGAGGAAACGGGUCUGGCACACAAAGGUGUAUUUACCCAGAAUCCCACUGUACCAGAGGUGGGCAUGGCUCCCAGCAGAGAGCCCCUGCAGCCCAGCGUGGAGGAAGAGGAGGAGCAGGGACACGAGUUAAAAGGAGUCGGACCGAACGACAGAAGUGAAGAGGAGGAGGAGGACGAAUGGGGAACGGUGGAGAAAGAGGAAACAAUGAUCAGACACAUCAUCCCGCUCACCACAGAUCCCUCCACCACCGUCAGCUUCACCGACGCCUCCUGGGAUUGGCUGGAAAAGACAACGCCCCUGUCGGCCCAGAGGUCACAGGUCCGGGGAGGUGGGGUCACAGAGGUCUUCUUACCGGAUGGUGACUUCGAUGAGCUUGAGGAGGCGCAGCAGGUAGUGUGUGUGGACUGGAGCGAGCUCGCUGGACGAGGCUACGUCAUCCUCAACAUGACGCAAAACUUGAACUGCGAGGAGUUUCGUGUAGACCAGGGCGUACGGUUGUUGAGGAUCAUGGAGCGAGUGUUUGCUCGAAGAAUGAACAGCCCUGAGGGAUCAUGGGUACUCUACCUCAGCAAGCCUACACACCAGCAACACCAGCUGCUGAUGAACGUGGCAUCUGAGCAUGGAGUUAUAGGUACCAAGGAAGUGCUGGGAAUGCUGGGAGAGAUCAGGAAAAGUUUGAAUAAGAUUGGCAUCCAGAACUACAGCGCGGCCGGCAGUUGCCAGUCUCGGCCCAGUCAAACCCGCAGCGACUACGGCAAGCUGUUUGUGGUCCUGGUGAUCAUCGGCUCCGUCUGCAUGGUCAUCAUCACGUCUGGAUUCAUAUACAUCUGCUGGCAAAGACGACUGCCUGCGACUAAGACACAGUUUCACGCUGAGGAACUUCACUUUGUGGAAAACGGUUGCCACGACAACCCGAUGCUGGAUGUGGCCAACGACAGCCAGCCGGAGAUGCAGGAGAAGAAGCCGAGCACCAAUGGGCUCGCGGGGGGAGGAGAAGGAGGCGGGGAGGACAGCAAUCGCUGGCAGGUGUUUGUCAAUCAAGCGGCGACUGAGGAGGAAGAAGAGGAGCAAGACACGCAUCUCUGAUGGAGGAAGAGGAAGAGGAGACAGGAUAUAUGAAGGAUGGACAGAGGAUAAAGUGGAGAUAAAUGAGAAGAAUACAAAUAAAAAAAAGGGGAGAAAAGAAAAAGGAAAGGAAGUAGUUGAUGGAAGUUAAAGGGUAUAAAGAGUAAUAGAUGUCCAGUCAGAGUUAAGCUAGGAUGGAGGCGAGGAGGAGGAGUCACUGACACCUUCAUGGAUGUUAGACACCGGGGUAUAUGUCAGCUUCAAAUCUGAACUCAUGGAAAGACAAUGAACUUGCCAAUCGUUUAAUAUAAUCUCUACUUGAUGUUGGAUAAUGUCACCAUUACAUAAAAACACAUCUGUUUUAGUGUGCCUUAUGCUUCUUUUACACUGCGGCUGCACGAGAGAAAUAAAACACAAAAGCACCUUUUUCCACCUUCAACGUUUGAAUGUAAAACAACUUUUAAAGUUUCCAACAGCCGCAGCAUCAGGAAGGGUUUCAUUUCACAUUAAGUCAAAUUCUUCGACAAAAUGGCCCCAACUGGAAGUUUACCCGGGUUAUAAUAUCAAGGAGACAUUGUUUAUUAAUGGUGGAAUAUAACUUAGUACAUUUACUCAAGUAUUAUACUUUAUACUCCACUACAUUUACCUGAAAGCUGUCUGUACAAAUGAGUGUAUAUGUACAUAAAAACACAAAAUGAUACAAAGAUUAUAGAUUAAAACUACACAACAGUAUAUAAAGUAGUUCAAAUCAGCUCGAUUUACAUCCACAGUGCGGCAGUAAAAUGCUAUUACACAUUAAUAAUCCUUCAUUUGCAUAACAAGUACUUUUACUUUUGAUACUUUAAGUACAUUUUCUACUAAUAUCACUCUACUUUUGCUUAAGUAAUAUUUUGAAUGUAACAUUUUUGAGUGUUUUUACACUCCCCACACAGUCAAUUAAACAUUAAAACUCGUCAGUAAACACCAAAUAUCGCCGACAGCAGCAAGUAAUUCAUACGGCCUGAUUAAGAAUAUCCAGUUUGAGUGAUGAUCAGUGGAUUUACCCCGAUGUCUGACUCUUCUCCCGAGACAACAGUGACUCCUCUUAGAUACUCCUCCAAAUCACUGAACAGGAAGAAUAGCCUGAAGCGACUUUGAAAGUAAGGUUUUGGCACUUUAUUGAUUCCUCUUGGAAAUAGUGACUAUCAUCAUUGAAAUGCUGCAUCAUGUUAAAUGUAUUACAUACAGUGACUGAAAUAUCUCUAUUUUGCUCCUAGGAAUGGUUGUAACCGCUGAGGAUGUUUACUUUACACUCUAGAACCAAGUCAUGUGAUUGCUAUACUUACGUCCUGUUAGCCUAAUUAUGCUUUUUUUAAAAUAGUGUUGGAAUGGCUGCUGUAUCCUCCCGGCUAAAUCUUGAGGCUAUGACACAUGGGCAACAUUUUAGAGGCCAAAAGCACGAACGAAUAGCAAAGUUACACAGUGAACCAAAAAAAAAAAAAAAACUAAAAGAGGUCCAAGUCGAGCCCCAAGUCUUCAGUGUUUUAAUGUUAAAUGUUUGAGUCACCAAGGACAUGACAUGAAUAGCUACGGUCACGUUCGAGUCACAAGUCAAGUCAACAAAGUCACAUCAGAGUCACAAAGGACAUUCAAGUCUGCACAGUCGAGUCUAAAGCACUAUAACGAGUGACUACGAUUACGUCCAAGUCAUUUGUGAAUCAGUACAGUCAUGCCCAAGUCAGUCGGUCGUGUCUGAAUCAAUACAGGGUUGUCCGAGUCACUGCGAUCAUGUCCGAGUCACUGCGAUCAUGUCCGAGUUACUGCAGGCAUGUGCGAGUCACUAUGGUCAUGUCUGAAUCACUGUGGUCAUGUUUGAGUCAUUACAGUCAUGUCCAAGGCUGCAUUCGUGUCCCAGUCACUAAGAUCAUGUCUGAAUUAAUAUAGUCGUGUCAGAGUCAUUGUGGUCAUGUCCAAGUCAGUGGGACCACAUCCGAGUUACUUCAGCCAUCCCACAGUCAUGUCCAAGUUACUAAUUGCCAUGUCCAAAGUUACAUUCGUUCCCUAGUCACUAUGGUCAUGUCUGAAUCUCAAUGGUCAUGUCCAAGUCAGUACGUUAAUGUCUGAGUCAGUAUGGUCAUGUGUGAGUUACUUCAGCCAUCCCACAGUCCAAGUUACGUCAAGUCAUGUCGAGUUUCUGCAGACACGUGCGAGUUACUACGGUCAUGUCAAAGUCAUUAAGGUUGUGUACAAGUCACUAUGAUAACACAACUGAUCAUGUCCAAGUCACUAAGAGUCAUCAGAGUCACAGUGAUCAUGACUGACUAACCAACAUUUAAGACGAAGUUAAGUUGUCAAAAAUGGGACUUGUUGGCCCUAAUGGACUCGGAGAGUUGAGGCUAUUUACGAUAAUAUUAAACACAUCUGAUGGACAGAAAUAAUUUGAAAUAUUUUUGUAAGACGUGCCAGCUGACUAAAGUCACUAUUGAGUUAACUGGAAUGGAGAUAGGCAGCUGCUAGCAGUGAUGUUUAAAGGUUGUUUUAUUGUGUUUGUUUACUUUUAUUCAGAUGGUUUUUUUAUGAUCAUUUUGUUCCUGCAGUUGUCAAUCUCCAUUCCUGUUACAGGUCGUAUUGCCCAUCUGCAUUUCAUCAAGAUGUUGCCCGUGCUUCAGCUCUUUUACUCUGACUUUCCUCAAUGUAACAAUACUGUAUAUGGCUUCACUAUAAACUACGCUGAUUGAUUCAUGAUAUGCACUUUGUCAGCAGGAUUUAUGGAGCGUUCAGGACAUGCUGGGACUGACGACUGUCCAUCCUGAAUACCUUCAAUGACUGCAGUGUAGAUUAAUUGUUUCUUAGAGCACAAGACACAGUCCCCUUGUCCUCCGCUGGAAGACAGACUAGAGAAGGCAAGGCACAUUUAUUUAGCACAUUUCAUACCCAAGGGCAACCCAGAGUGCUUUACAGAGUACACAGGCAAAAUCACAAAAAAGAAAUUAUUAAAACAAUAACAGCAAGCAAGCAAAAGCACACAAAGCAAUAAAACAAAGAAUGAAAAGAGCAUGCAGCUUUCAGCACUGCAGAGAUCAACAGUAUUAAACAGAAACAGACAGCCUUUGUUGCUUUUAUUUGCUGAAAGACUGAAUUAGAGUUUGAAGAUAAAUUGUGUUGCUUUUUGUUGCUUGAAAUCAAUUUGUUUUCACAGAUUUCACAGUUUUUCUACUCAGAAUCUGAUGACAGCCUCGUGUAUGUUUGCAUUUGUAAGCAGUGCUAGUGCAAGUCAAUGGGGAUUCAGCUGUAGCAAAAAAUAAGUGACCCUUCGUUUGUAUAAAGAUAACAAGCUUAGUUUCCUGGUGAGAUUUUUUUAACCAGGUUUUUCAGUUUCCAUUCAUUCAUCUCCAGGUAUUUUAUUUCUAUUAAUUUAUUUUACUUACCUUUUUUUGUAUGUCUAUUUAUAUGCAUUAUGGUCUUGUACUGUCUCAUUCUUUUGGUUGUCUGCGUAAUAAGUUAAAUGUGAGAAAUAAAGUUUGGAGAAAA